GAUGGAACCGUGUGUGAGAAGCGAGAGCGGCGGCGUCAAGAAGCCGAUGACCUCGCCGCCGAUCGACGCCGUCGGCGUGGACCUCCUCCGGAAGAUACUCCUUCGCCUCCCCAACAUGGCGUCACUCGUCAAUGCCGCCCUCUCCUGCAAGCGCUGGCGGCGCGCGGCCUCCGACCCCGCCAUUCUCCAGCGCUUCCUCCCGCUCCGCCGUCCUCCGCUCGUCGGUUUCAUCCUCACCGACCGCGGCGACAAGCCCGUCCCCCGCCACUGCCCCAACAUCUACUUCGUCCGCACCACCGCCCGUAAGCCCAAUCUGGCAUCCGCCGCCGCCGAUUGCGAUAUCUUCUUCGAAGACCUCCCCGAUAUCGAUUCGGACGAGGACGACGACGACGGCCGCGGUUUCUACUCCGACGAGUGGCGCCUCCGCGGCUGCGACGGCGGCCGCCUUCUCCUCUCCCGCGGCCGCUACGGGCUCGACCUCGCCGUCUACGAUCCCAUCUCGCGGACUGCCAUCUUCUUCCGCCCGCCCCAAGCCUUCCGCUGCUCGUUCCACAUGGUCAGGUACGCCAUUGUCGUCGACGACGCCGACGCCUCGUUCCGGGUCAUCGGCAUCUGUGACGACACAUCCGCCGCCAUGUUCUCCUCCCGCACCAACAAAUGGACCCUGUUCGACUUCGACGCGGAGGCGGAUUUGUGUUACCGCUUCACCGACCGCGACGGCAUGUCCGCCGGCCGGUUCGUGUACUGGCGGUCGAACACCAAGAACAACAAGAACGUGGAGAGGAUCUUGCUGCUCGAUGUGGGCACCAUGAAUUGGACAGUCAUCGUGGCGCCGUUUCAGGUAGGGGAGUCGUACUGCGUCGCUGACAUGGCGGAGCACGGUGGGCUCUGCCUCGUGUCCAGCCAGGAGCAAAACCUUCAGCUCUGGGUCCGCAGCAGCGGCAGCGGCACCAUCAAUGGUGGAUGGCUGCUUAAGAAGGAGAUCUCAUUGUUGCAUCAGUUUGGGUACUUGAAGAAGCUGCGGAGUGAGGAGUGGAUGAAGAGGGUGCGUGUGCUGGCAGCAAAGGCUGGCUAUGUCUACAUGGAGUUCUGGUCCAUCAGGAAAUCUAAUUCCUAUCUUCUCGUCCUCAAUCUCAGCACCAUGAAGCUGGAGAUGUUUCGCAACGGUUCGGAUGAACCUUUCAGGGGUCCUGCAUUUCCAUUCUUGUUGCGUUUGGCACCUCUGACGACACCUAGCUGGGAUGAUGCAAAUGAUCUUCAGGUUCCAUCUGGAUGAUGGAAUCAGUUUACUAGCUAAUAUUAUAUUAAGUUUGUUUGCCAGAUUGCAAUUCCUCUGUUUUAGUAGGUAAUACUCUGUUUAAUUUGUUUGAUAGAUUGCAAUUCUUCUAUUUUCUGUUAGAGUAAGUAUAAGCCUAAUCACUAGAUUCUGGACAUUAUUUUUUAAACAAAAGCACUAGAUUCUGGACGAUUUCCUUUUUAGCAGGAGCACUAGAUUGUGGACUGAUGUAUAGGUGGUAGUCGAUUUACAAAGUUAUUUGAUCUUUGUUCUGAACCAAAUACCUCUGUGUUUGGUUGCUGUGAGGAUGGACAAUGGUACAUCCCUUUUAGGGCACUUUUGGGAUUCGUGGAGCUGCAAAUGCUAGAACGGAAUGAGUUAAUGGCUUUGCUGGCAAAUGUUCUGCUUGCAGACGGGGAGGAUAGAAUUCGAUGGGUGUUUGAAAAUUUUGGUGUGAUUUUCUGUCAGAUGUCUAUAAAGUUUCAUGUUUCAUGGCGCAUAGAUGGGUUAUAAACCAAAGGAUGAGAAGACUUUGGAUAUGUAGACUUCCAAUGAAAAUCAAAGUUUUUUAUGGCAGUUAUUCAAUGAUGAACCCCCUACUUCUCAACAACUCUUGAGAGGAGAAUUAUGCAGACAAUAACAAACUGUUGAUUAUAUCUUUUUUUUUCUUUUCUUUUUGCAACUUUUGUAUGUAUUUGCUGCACUGAGUCUAUUUGGUGGUUAAGAAAUAAGAUGUCAAUUGAACAUAAGUUCCCUUCAAAUACUAGUUUGGCGCUUUACAAAUUCAUUUUCUUGUAACAGUCCAGGAGCAUUCUGUUUGAGUGGUGGACAGAGAUAAAGUGGUAGCUGGCUUUUGUUCUGCAGUUGAAAGACUGGAUGCUGUCGUCAGGAAUUUAGUUAGCGAAUGUUCAGUGAUCUUUUGGUUUCAUUCUGUGUUGGAUAGGGUAGUGUUGGCUCAAUGUUGUCUAAGCUUUUGGCUAUGGUUUGAGACCUCUUCGCUGCGCUGUUAAGCUGCUAAGCAACCUUUUAUGUUACCUUAAAACUCUUAUUCAGCUUUCAAUAGAAGCUGGGGUAAUAUCACUUUAUCCAAAAAAAAAAAAGAGAAGGGCUUAACAUUCUUAGCUGUGACCAUUUCUCUUUGAUGAUUGGGCAACACUACUUUGGCAGCUCGCUUCAUCUUCUCUCCGGGAAUAUCUAUAGUUAUCAGUCACUACAGCAAUUGAUUGACGUUAUUUAUUUUGAAAGGAAACAGUUUUUUUUUUUUGCUAGCUCCUGCAGAGAACAUUAUUGUCCCCUUUUUUUUCAUCUCUGUUAGAGCAGGUACAAUAAACUGACUCAGCAGGCUACAAAACUGUGCCACAUCAUCCUAUUCCUACGUGGAGGGAAGAGAAGUGAAGAGAGAGAGAAGAGAACGACCGACUAAUUUGUAGCCCGGCGAUAGCGAUUUUUUUACUCCGCAUCGCUCGCCUGCAGCCGCACUCAGCGAUUAAAAAAACACAAUGCGGGUCCCACACAACCACAGGGGAUCACGCUUUCCAUCCGUAUCGCCCUCCCCGUCCGCAUCGCCCUCCUCUCCAGAUCCCCUUCCUCUCUCUCGAUCGCCGCCGCCUCCUCGAUUCUCAGCGCGCGACGCAAUCUAUCCCCCCGGCUCCCGCGCUUCUCCCCUCCCUCCCGCGCGGUUCCCGCGCUUCUCCUCUCCCUCUCCCGCUCGCGAAAUUGCCUACCUAUAUGACAGAGAAAUCCAGUUGCUCCAAAAUUCCCCAUCGCCAUAUUCCGCCGCUUCCGAUCUCCCUCUUCCGCCGGCCACCGAAUCGACAGCCACCUCGACCACAGACCCGCUCCUCUUCCACCUUGUAUAAUCUCUCCCGCCCCCGCAAGAAAUUCCUGCCUAAAACCCUAGUUCCCCACCACCAACACCAUGUCUCGUCGGAGGAAGAGGGAGGUAGCGCCGCCUCCUCAGGCCGUCGUGAGCUCUACUGCUCCAUUCGCUGUUCCUACGUCGCAGGCAGCGCCAUAUCCAUAUGGGGGUCUCGGGUUCCCGCCGCCACCGACAGCUUGGCUUGCUUCUCCACAGCCACAAGCCAUGCCUGGCUCUUCUGCUUUCCAUCCUCCUGCGGCCGGCAAGACUGAUGUGCAUCCUGAUCUUGAAGAAUGGUAUGUCUGUCAAUUGGCUUUGUUAGUUCUGAAUUUGCCAUGCUGAUUACUCCUUUUAGUGCUAAAUAAAAAAAAAGAGCAUGUACUGAUUUACUUAUUUAAGUGAUGUUUCUUUGAAAAACAAAGUUACAAAGCAUGCACUGAAUUCUAUUUAGGCUAAUAAGAUUUGAUAUCCAUUUGUGACUGAAAUCUGAAACAAUUUGAUUGUGGUUAUUGCACUGAAAUUUUACAGAUAUUGUUUGCAUUUAAAAAUUGUUGACAUAAGUGACCACAAGCUAUAAGUUUCGGUGGGAUCAUAAUAAAAACCUGAAACAAUUUGAUUCGAUUUUCUUGCACCUAAACACAUGCAACCCAUCAUUCCAAAUUUAAGCACACAAUGUUCAGAAUUAUAUUUCUAAUCAGCAUGGCCAGUGGCGAAUUCACCUCCCGUGCAGCUGCCCGGGCUUCACAGCGACGAUCCUUCGCUAAAAUAGAUUAAUUCCCGGGCAGUGUGUAUGCUAGUUAGAGGUAAUAACGGCAAGCAUGUAGGCUGCAACCGACACUUGGGUUAGGCCUCGGCUGCCUAUGGCAUGCAUGCCUCACAAGUACUAGCCUCAAUGCGUCACACGGACAUGUACAGAAGCAUUGAACAACUUGCUAAGUUUUAAUUCUAAUACCAGUUCCUUGAAUGAAUAGACUAACUUAUUGUUGCUAGAGUUUCAGGCAUAAUGUAAUAUUUAGAUGAUAUAUAUGAGAUAAGUCUUAAAAUAACAGAGUUACAUAUAAGAUAAGUCUUAAAAUAUCACAAUGUUAAUUUUUAUGGCUUUAUACAAAAAAAAUGAACAUAUUUAAAUAUUGUAGCAGUUUAUUUGUUAGCUAGCCUUGCCCAGGCAGUUUAUUCAGUUGAACUGGUCCCCAACAAAAUAAAUUGGCUGUCUUUUUAAUAAAAACCCAAUAGAUUAGUGGGCUUCUGCUAUACCUUGUUUGCACCAAUGUAGUAUAGGCUCGUCUGUUAGCCCUUUGUACUGGAUGAGUGCAUGUUUAUUUUAGUAGUGUAUAGAACUCCAUUUACAAACUGAAUGGCCAUUUUCUUGUUAAAAUAUUAUAUUAUUCGGACACAACUUGAACAAGAUUUGCAUGUUCAUGUGUUCUAUACGGGGGGUUGAAUCUCGUCCGCCCGGCGGUUUCGUUAAUUUUAUCAAUACCCCAUCAAACCAUGUCCAUCAUGUGGCCGAAGGGAGUCCAUCACAGCCCAUCAAUGUUGUGAAUGGACAUGUCGCUAGGACUGAUAAGCGCUUGUCAUGGAUGAAGGAUGAAGACUUGAGAUUGAUCAGUGCUUGGCUGAACAACUCAAAUGAUCCUAUAGAAUCGAAUUUCAAGAAGAAUGAUAAAUAUUGGGGCGAUGUAGCUGCAGCUUACAACAGCACUACACCAAAAAACCGAGCUAGACUAGUUAAGCAAGUUAAGGAUCGUUUUGGUAAAAUUAGGAAGAAGGUCGGGAAUUUUUGUUGCUCUUGGAAGGAGGUUAAUUCAUUAUAUGCUAGUGGGGAGUCUAAUGAAGAUCUGAUGAACAAGGCACAGAAAAUAUAUGAGAAUGACUUCAAGGAUGGUCCAUUCUUGUUUAUGCACUGUUGGAAUGAACUAAAAAAACAACCAAAGUGGCAUGCAUAUUUGGAGCAGCUUGACAAGUCAAACAAAAGGAAGGCAGAUUACAAUGAUGUUAUCCCCCUUGAUGAUGAAGAAGAUAUACCACGACCAAUAGGAGCCAAGGCAUCUAAGGCGCAACGUAGUUGCAAAGAAAAGAGCAAGGUCCAAGUUUGUACAACUGAGCUUGAGGAUGACAUCCGUAAGUUUAUGGAUGCGCAUGCAGCAACCAAGGAAGGGCAAAAUGAAGUGUUAGAGACCCAAAUACGGGUUUCUAUUGACAACCAUGCAGCCAAAAAGCUUAGUCGCCAGACAGCUAUGAUUGAAACCUAUCGAGACUUAAUGAACAAAGACACAAGGAAGAUGCCUGACGAUAUGAGAUCUGAGCUUGUUCACAUGCUGAAAUGCAUGAGAGAAGAGAUAUUCAACAAAAAUCAGUGAGGAGAUCUGCUAUUCGUGCUCGUUCAGUCCAUACCCAGCUGAAAAAUGAUUUAAUUGAGCAUAUUUGGAAUCGGUUUGGAAAUAGGCAGUCAACAUAAACAUGGAAGAUGUUCUCUUGUCCAAUUCAUGGUGCUGAACUUCUUACAGCAAAUGAUGGUAGUUCAGGCAAUGGUCAUAUGAUGCAAUGGUUCAAUGAAGAGUCUCUCUUUGAUUAGAUGAAGAAAUCGUUAUCUAUCUGUUAGAUAACAUAUUUAUGUAUUUUGCUUAAUGUCACAUUGUUUGUGACUUUUGGAUUUGUAAACCAUUAAGUAUGUUUUGUUUUAUCCUCUAUUACCUUGUCGGUUAUUUAGACAUGCACUACCCUAUCCUUUUGUUUAGACCUGGGAUGAUCCAUUAAUCUACUUGCUAUGGUAUUUUAUUUAUCUGUUGUUGGUGCCUUGUAUUUUUUUAUACUA
Molecule: messenger RNA, 5949 nt
Organism: Oryza sativa Japonica Group (Japanese rice)
Lineage: Eukaryota; Viridiplantae; Streptophyta; Magnoliopsida; Poales; Poaceae
Source: RefSeq, a predicted model, not a curated record